Amphimedon queenslandica is the source of this 5905-nucleotide messenger RNA. Its product is annotated as ATP-binding cassette sub-family A member 3-like. Gene Ontology annotation, cellular component: intracellular membrane-bounded organelle; membrane. Gene Ontology annotation, biological process: lipid transport; transmembrane transport. NCBI's taxonomy places the organism in Eukaryota, Metazoa, Porifera, Demospongiae, Haplosclerida, Niphatidae. The coding region runs from base 63 to 5780 and encodes 1905 amino acids. Gene Ontology annotation, molecular function: ABC-type transporter activity; ATP binding; lipid carrier activity. The transcript is spliced from 41 exons. The record is from RefSeq and is a predicted model, not a curated record.
GCAUGACUUCUUUUUAAUUCUGGCAGAGAUUCCGGCCAGCUGAAGAAGGCACAGCACAGAAGAUGAAGCCGAGCGGUCGGUGCUGGAAAUCAUGCUCCCUACUAACCCAGCAAUACUUCUUGUUGUUAUGGAAGAACUUUAUUCUUCAAUUUCGGCGUCCCAUUGGCACAGUAUUUGAGAUUGUUUUGCCAUUGCUAGCAGUUAUAUUCCUCGUGGGACUAAGGCUGGGCUUGUUUAAAGGUGACGAUAUAUGCUUCAGAACAUUUGAUACAACAAGACUCACAGACAAUGACCAGAAUGACUAUUAUCGUAAUAAAAUAUAUUAUGCUCCCAAUUCAAGCGAAGCAAAUGAGUUGGCUCAGGUUUUUUUUGCUCCAAUGAUUGGGAAGACAUCAAAUGAAGUCGUUGGGUUUCCUACAGAAGACGAUUUCAUUAGGUCCAUUAAAAAUGAGUCAGAAGGGUAUGGGUGCUUUAGUCGUAUUAUAGGCAUAUACUUUGAGAGUCUUUCUAAUGAUACCAAGUAUAGUAUAAGAUUUCCGAAUUGUAAUGAUGAAUGGAACACUAAUUCUGUUAGUAAUCAGUUUGACACUGGAGGCGGAGCUAUUACUGACAAUUAUUAUUUAAUUACUGGAUUCAUGCAAGUAGAGAAGGUAAUGAAUGAAGCUAUUGUGAAAUGGAAAACAGGAGAAUAUGUCGAUGACACUUAUGACACUGUGAACAUUAGGCAAUUUCCUUAUCCGCAAUAUCGUCAGGAUUUUUUCCUUGAUUUUGUCAAUGUUGUCCUUCCUCUCUUUAUGAUACUAACAUUCCUCUAUUCUGCCGGAGUAUUUGUCAAGGAGCUGGUGCUAGAAAAGGAGUCGCGUAUCAGAGAAACAAUGAAAAUGAUGGGAUUGAGUAACUGGAUAUUGUGGACCACUUGGUUCACUAAACAAUUACUAUUCUACUUCGUGCCACUUGUCAUCAUGACUAUACUGCUAAAGUAUGGACGGAUUUUUGCAAUGAGUAAUGUCUUUCUCAUUUUCUUGUUUCUGUUCUUUUUUCUGGUCUCUGGGAUCGCUUUCUGUUUCUUUGUCAGUGUUUGGUUCAAUUCUGCCAGGAUUGGCUUAUUAGCUGGUUUUAUUCUCUGGUUUGUCUCUUUCUUUCCAUAUCUUAUCCUGGGCCCACUCUAUUCAACUUUAAACUUUGGAACAAAAAUUGGAACAUGCUUUCUUUCUAACACUUGUGUUGGUUAUGGAGUGUAUGUUCUCACUACUCUUGAGGUUCGUCUCGAAGGAUUAUCAUUUGAAAACUUUGCACGUCCACUCUCCAUCGUUGACAGCUUUAACAUGGGCUGGGUUAUAUUCAUGAUGAUCGUUGAUACAGUAUUGUACAUGGUAUUGUAUUGGUAUAUUGAUGCUGUUAAGCCUGGGAGAUAUGGUGUUCCAAAGCCCCUUUACUUCCCAUUUCUUCCUUCAUACUGGUGUGGCUACAGGAGAUCAAAGCCUCUAUCUGAAGAAGAGUUGGCAGCUUUGUCUCAAGCUACUGAUGACCCAACAGCUCAUGAAGAGGAACCAGUUGACCUUCCUGUUGGCAUCAGUAUUGAUAAACUAACUAAAGUGUUUGAUAGAAUGAGUCUAAAGAAGAGAAAACUAGCAGUGGAUCACUUAACAUUAAAGAUGUUUAAAGGUCAAAUAACUGCUCUACUGGGUCACAAUGGAGCUGGAAAAACAACCACGAUGUCAAUACUAACAGGAUUAUAUCCUCCUACUGAAGGAAGAGCGGCUAUCAAUGGACUUGAUGUGGUUAACGAUAUUGACUUGAUUCGAUACAAUUUGGGUAUUUGCCCACAGCACAACGUUCUGUUUGACAGACUGACUGUGUCUGAACAUUUGAGCUUUUUUGCUAGACUCAAGGGUUGUCCUGGUCACAGAGUAAAACAAGAAGUACCUGCCAUGAUAGCAGACUUGAAUUUAGUCGACAAGACAAAGACGCAGUCAAAGAAACUCUCCGGUGGCAUGAAAAGAAAGCUAAGUGUUGGUAUAGCCCUGGUGGGCGGAUCAGAAGUGGUCAUACUGGACGAGCCUACUAGCGGUAUGGAUCCUUAUGCUAGAAGGGCUACCUGGGACCUACUGAUUAGACACAAGGAAGGAAGAACUAUUCUAUUGACAACUCAUUUCAUGGAUGAAGCUGAUUUGUUAGGUGAUCGUAUUGCUAUAAUGGCUGAAGGGAAGCUGAAAUGUAGUGGAUCUUCAUUAUUUUUAAAGACAAGGUAUGGUGUAGGAUAUCACCUUACAGUUGUGAAGGAUCCUAGUUGCAAUGUUGAUAAUGUUGUGUCACUAGUAGAGAGAAUGGUGACUGGAGCUGCCGUCAGCACUAACAUUGGGUCUGAACUCUCUUUCACUCUACCUUCGCAAUCAUCUCAUCUUUUUGCUCAACUCUUUGACAGCUUUGAGAAUCAAAAGGAUGCCCUUGGGAUCAGCAGUUUUGGUGUAUCAUUGACUACAAUGGAGGAAGUAUUCAUGAGGGUGUCAACUGGCUAUGAUAACACAUUACUAAACUCAAAGGCUCAGUCUGUUCCCAGCGGUCCAGUAGGAGCAGCAAUACCGCCAAAAAGUGAUGCUGAAGAUGAGACUGACCUAUCAGUGAAUCUGAAUGAAGAAGAGGGAGUAGCUGUUAAAAAUCCAAGAACCAGAAAGCAAAGUGGAAGGAGAUACAGCACAUUAGCUGAGGCUGAUGAAGAAGGAUAUGGUACAAUGAUGUCUCAAUCAAACUCAGUCCUUAAUACUGGCCUUUUACUCUGGGUCCAACAAUUUGCUGCAAUGUUCCUCAAGCGUUUCUAUCAUUCCAUUCGCUUCUGGCAGGCUGUCAUCUGGCAGCUGGUGAUACCGUUGAUAUUUGUUCUAUUUGGACUUAUUGUUGCCAAAGUCGUGCCUAAAGUUGCUACCAGAGCGACCUCACCCAGCAGAGUGUUGAGCAUUGAUAACUCAGCUCCUUCGAACAACGUGUCGCUGUUUUGGGCUUCUUUUGAUCCAUCACUUUCAUUUACAGAUAGUGAGGUGGCAUUUUUAGGAAGCACAAACUUUUUUGAUUUCACCGACUCAGUAUCAUCAAUUAAUGAUAGUGUUGAAACAAUAAGUGAUACCUCAUCCUGCUGUCAGUACAAGUAUCAAAUACUUGACAAAUAUUGUGCCUCAAGGAGUACAAGUGAUCUUCGUUCUACUUGUGGAAAUUCUGAUAAUUUUGGCUAUAAACCUUGUCUGAAUUGUUUAGGUUGUUGCUAUGGCAUAUCUGAUUACUACUAUUGCGAUAAUUAUGGUACUGCCAUUUCCGGUUGUCCUCUGAAUCCGUCAAUAUCCGUUAAUGAUCAUGAUGAUUUGUCAGGUCCUGUUGAUAGUGUGAAUGUAUUUGUGGCUGAGAAGUUACUUCAAUUAUCAGAAGAAGUGAAACUAUACAACUUUUUCUUAAUAUAUCAGGCUGGGUAUGUAGUCCAUGCACCUGAACCAGUCUAUUCUACUUGUGGUAAUUUUGAUAACGAAGACAAUACUUGUGCUUAUUUGAAUUAUGCACUAAAAGAGGAAAACUCUUGUUCUUCAGAUGAUCCUAAUUUAAACUGCUUCCAGCUAGACAACUCUUAUUGGAAUUAUAGUUAUUCGAGUAGCAAAGAUAGCUGUCAGUCUGAAUCUUGCUCACUUUCAUCAUCAUCAAUAUGUAGCUGUAGUAGUACUCAGGAUAAUACCUGCCAAAUGAGCAGGAUAAGUCAGCCCUCACCUCCUGACACCAAACCAACUGUCACCAUCUGGUAUAAUAAUCAGGCUUAUCACAUGGCAGCUGCAGCAUUGAAUGGAUUCUAUAAUCUUUACCUGAAGUCAAAGAAUAGUGGUGUCUCCAUCACAGUGACCAACGAUCCACUCCCUAAAGAUUUGAAUGAUGACGAUGAUUUUGUUAAUACUGCUGAUUUUGGAUUUGGACUCAUGAUCAGUAUUUUGUCAAUGUUUGGACUUAGCUUCUUAUACUCCAGUUUUAUUGUUUUCCCAAUACAAGAAAAGCAAUCUAAGGCUAAGCAUCUCCAGUUUGUUAGUGGUGUUAAUGCUAGCUCUUACUGGCUAGGCACGUAUGUCUGGGACCUCAUUAAUGCUUACAUACCAGCAAUAAUUAUCAUAAUACUCUUUGCUGCUUUUAAUGUUGAAGGAUUCGAGAAAGAGAACCUUGCUGCUGUAUUUGGACUAGUUAUGCUCUCAUGUUGGGCCUGCAUUCCAGUGAACUAUUCAUUUUCUUUUAUAUUUUCCAAUCCACUGGUUGGCUUCUGUAUAAUGCUCUGCUUGUAUUUCUUCCUUCCAUUGAUAUUUCAAAUUACUGUUCUUGCUUUAACAUUCUCUUAUCCAAAAACGGCAAAAGUAUUGAACUAUAUUUUCCUCGUGCAUCCUGGUUUUUCUUUAAUGAGUGGGCUGAACCUUGCUUAUAAUAACCAGUUGAAUAAGUAUAAUUGUGAAAAAGAUGAGUAUUGCGAUAGCUAUAUUAAGGACAUAUUCCAGUUCUCUUAUCCUGGCAUUGGUCAUAUAUUCCUGUACAUGAUUAUUGAAGGAAUCAUCUUCCUAGUACUCUCAGUAUUAAUAGAAAGACACUUUUUCAUUCCUGAUUUAAAGCAAAUGCUGGGUCAUAAAAGCACCUCAUCCUCACUUCCUCUUCCCAAUGAAGACAAUGAUGUUGCUGAAGAAAGGAGGAGGAUUAAUGACUCUGAGUAUUCAGCCGAGGGAGAGGCUGUUAUAAUCAAGAACCUUGUCAAAGUAUAUAAAGAUAUUCCAGCUACAAUAUGUCCAUGUACUCCCAGUUGUCAGCAUGGUUGUAAGUUAGCUGUAUCUGAUGUGAAUCUCAUCAUACCCACUGGUGAAUGCUUUGGACUAUUGGGAGUCAAUGGGGCAGGAAAAACCACCACAUUUAAGAUACUGACUGGUGAUAUUACUCCUACCAGUGGUACUGCUGUGUUGAGCGGCUAUGACAUCAGUACUCAGUUGCACUCAGUCCAGCAGAGAAUUGGAUACUGUCCUCAAUUUGAUGCGUUGAUUGAAAGACUCACUGGACGUGAGUUUCUGACAAUGUUUGCUAGAUUGCGUGGGAUUCGUGAAAAAGCCAUAAAAGGAGUUGUACAGUCUGUCAUUGAUCGAUUGGAUUUGUCUAAAUAUGCUGAUAAGAGAUGUGGAACUUACAGUGGUGGUAACAAGAGGAAGUUGAGUACAGCAGUUGCUCUUGUUGGUGAUCCUCCCAUUGUGUUACUGGAUGAACCUACCACUGGAAUGGAUCCUGCCACCAGGCGCUACCUUUGGAAUGUACUCAUUGAAGUUAUUAGGAAUGGAAGGAGUGUUAUAUUGACUUCUCAUAGUAUGGAGGAGUGUGAGGCUUUGUGUACACGUUUAGCAAUAAUGGUGAAUGGAAGGUUCAAGUGUCUUGGAAGCAUACAACAUCUUAAGAGCAAGUUUGGACAUGGUUAUACAUUGCAGAUUAAAGUGCGUCCAUUGCCACCACAAGAAGGAGGAGGACCUGGUGUAAGGCCUGGGGCUAGUCCUUAUGACACUGGACAAAUACAACACUUUGUUGGAAGCGUGUUUCCAGGAUCACUACUCCUAGAACAACAUCAGGGUUCAGUUACCUAUCAAGUACCAUCUGAGGGUAUAACUUGGUCUAGGAUAUUCAGUACUGUUGAGCAUUAUAAGGAGAGUCUUAAUAUUGCUGAUUAUAGUGUGUGUCAGACCACACUGGAACAAGUUUUUAUUAAUUUUGCUCAAGAGCAGUAUGUUGAAGAUUAACUAUUGCAUAUAUUAACUAGUGUGUCUACAUUAACCUGCUGUGUAUUCGUAUACAUGAUGUACAUGUAGUUAGUUACUUUAAUUGCUGUUUCACUUUUAUUUGAUGUUUUGCUUGAUUAGAUGCA